AUGAAAGAGCACAGCCCAGGUCCCGCGCCCGCUCUGCAGCGGUCCCUCGUGUUCGUCAGCCAAGCAGUGACACAGCCUCUAUCCACGUCAGCAGCACAGAACGGGAUCCUGGGGUCCUGCCUCUCAGAUGACCCUGGGCCCUCCAUCCUGCGGCUCUCCGGUAACCAGAUUCUGCGGCUCAUGGCAGAGAUAAAGGUGUCCCAGGACCACAGCAGCCCCAGCAUAGACCCUGUUAAGGAGGAUGCUGGGGCUACCCAUGUGAGGUCCCUGCCUGGCCAGCUCCACCUUGCACCAAACGACACUGGGUCAGGCCUGCCCUCUGUCCUGAGCCAGUGUCCUGAGGUGGAAAAGAGGAAGCCGCACUGCAGGAACAUGAUCGGGGCGUGGUACAGGCUGCAGCCCUUCCUGGAUCCCUCCCCACACGGGCCCUCCUUGUUCCCCUGUGACACGCUCGGCCUUCAUUUCCGGUCUAUUCUCUUUGCAGCGUUAGAAAAUAUUCCAGGCCCCCUACAGGGGCCACUGCUGGUCCAGUGCCUGAGUCCCGGUCGGGGUGGCUGUGGCAGUCGCCCCAGAGUGUUUCCUGCUCCUCAUAAGAACUGGAAGGAAUUACUAGACUCUGACUUGAGCGUUCACUGCUGGAUAUACCGCAAAGAGAUACUGCUUCCCUCACUUUUAACCUUCCAGACUACACCCACCACUGCCCAACUGGCCAUUGAAUUGGUGCCUUUCAGUGUUGCUAAAGGGGGAGAUGUGCUUCUACUUGUCCACAAUUUGCCACAGAACACUAUAGGCUAUAAGUGGUUUAAAGGCGAGAGGAGUGAUUCCAGCCGAGAGAUUGCAGCCUAUGUGAUAAGCACUAUGGUCACUACACCAGGGCCUGUGUUCAGCGACCGAGAGACAAUAUACCCCAAUGGAUCCCUGCUGCUCCGGAAUGUCACCCAACAGGACACGGGAUACUACACCCUACAAGCAUUAAAGGACAAUUUUUGGAGUGAAGAUGCAUCUGGACAGUUCCGUGUAUACCAGCUGGUGACAAGGCCCUCCAUCCAAGCCAGCAAGACCACAGUCACAGAGCAGGACUCGGUGGUCCUGACCUGCCUCUCAAGUGACCCUGGACUCUCCACCCAGUGGGUCUUCAAUAACCACAGUCUGUGGCUCACAGAGAGGAUGAAGCUGUCCCGGGAGAGCAGCAACCUCACCAUAGACCCAGUCAGAAGGGAGGACGCCGGGGAGUAUUGGUGUGAGGUCUCCAACAUGUUCACGUUUGGCAGGAGCAACACCCUCAGGCUGACCGUGAUCUCAGAAGAAAAGAACACGGGUCUCCCCGCAGGGGCCGUUGCUGGUAUAGUGGCCGGGGUGCUGGUCGGGGCGGCUCUGGCAGUGGUCUUGCUGUGCUUCCUGCUUCUCAGGAGGAAUAGAAGGCCUAGCAUCCAGCAUGACCUUGGCGAGCACCAGCAACCUGUGUCCAUAGCCGGUCUCAAGUUUUGCAGCAGCUUCACCUCCCAGGACACCCUCUUGAGUUCCAAGACAGCAGUUCCCAUCUAUGAGGUAAGUGUGGGAGACGAGACCACCGGUGCCCCAGGACCUGUCCCUGCUGGCAAUCUAGCUAAGCUCUGUGAUUGGUUUUGGAGAAAAAAGUGA
Molecule: messenger RNA, 1641 nt
Organism: Chinchilla lanigera (long-tailed chinchilla)
Lineage: Eukaryota; Metazoa; Chordata; Mammalia; Rodentia; Chinchillidae
Product: carcinoembryonic antigen-related cell adhesion molecule 21-like
Exons: 10
Coding region: 1-1641 (546 amino acids)
Biological process (GO): regulation of immune system process; signal transduction
Cellular component (GO): cell surface; plasma membrane
Molecular function (GO): protein tyrosine kinase binding
Source: RefSeq, a predicted model, not a curated record